This is a messenger RNA of Seminavis robusta, 813 nucleotides long. The record is from the annotation of a GenBank genome assembly. Lineage: Eukaryota; Bacillariophyta; Bacillariophyceae; Naviculales; Naviculaceae.
AUGAGAUCAGCAGAGAUUCUCUUUACGAUCGCUUCUGUAGCCUCUUGGCUUGCAGCUCCAGUGUUUGGAUGGGACAUUGCUGCUGCCCAGAAUGAAUUGAACACUCAAAAAGCAAAAUGGGAGAGUAUGGCCAUCGACAAUUAUCGCUACCAGCACAAUGCAGCCCAUGAUACUUCAGGCGCUGUCUAUCCAUUCACAACCCAUGUCUGGCAAGGAAGUGUGGUUUCCUAUGUGGAUGGCCAAGGCAGACAAAUCAAUUGGCUCAGUCCCAACACUUUUGGCAAUUGGUUUGGUCUCAUUCAGACCUACAUUGAUCAGCCGGCUAGGGAUCUUCGCGUCACCUACGACGCCACGAGAGGCUUUCCAGCAACCAUCUAUAUUGUCGCAAACACUGGUCAAGUACAAAACUUUGAAAUCUUUUCCUUUCAUUAUUACCAGGUCAACUACAAUCCUCAAGGCGUCCAAGCUACCCUUGACAGAGAAUUAGCAAAAUGGACUAGCAUGAACAUUCAGAAUUAUGACUAUCAGCACAUCGCCUAUCACGACACCACCAAUGUGGUGUAUCCAUUCAAAACCGAAGUACGAAAUGGAGCAGGAACUUCCCUGAAGGAUGGCAACGGCCAGCCUAUUACAUGGACCAGCCCUUCCACCAUGGGUAACUGGUUUGGUCUGAUCCAAAACUAUCUGAAUUCCGGUGCUCAGUACAUUGAGGCCACUUACGAUGCAACAAGAGGAUUUCCAACCCUUAUCUAUGUGAUUCAGAACAAUGCACUGGCGUACCAUGUCGAAAUCAAUAGUUUUAUCUACUUUUGA